AUGGGAUGCAAUGCUUCAGAACUUCCUAAAGAUAUCGAAGAAGCACUAAACCAGCAACUUCAAGCAUUGGAGAGCAUAGAAAACACUUUUAAAGCAAUGGAAGAGAGCAUUACAGUGGAAAUUCAAAGAAGAAAUGAAGCUGCUGAUGCUCAAGAAAAGCUUAUGAAAUGAAAGGAUAAGUCUGAUAAAAAACUUGAUGAGUUAGAAACACAGUUAGCAGAAAUUAUUGAAAAAAAUCAAGUAGCACAAGAAAGACAACUAUCUAGUAAAGCGAAUUUAAGAAGACCUGAUAUAUUUCCUAUUGAAGCGAAGAAAGCAUAG
Molecule: messenger RNA, 321 nt
Organism: Blepharisma stoltei
Lineage: Eukaryota; Ciliophora; Heterotrichea; Heterotrichida; Blepharismidae
Source: the annotation of a GenBank genome assembly